AUCUGAAUACAUCCGAUCUCGGAAUUCCCUGUUGUGUUGUUGGUUUCUGGAAAAUAAAUAUGAGAUAUCUAGAAGAUCCAUGUUCUGUAGGACACGGAUGUUUGCCUGACGGAAAGCUCCAUCCCACUUUUCUUCACGGAGAACUUUACUUGGCCACAUUAACCAUUCGCCGAUCUUCUGAAUAUUAACGCACUCUGUUGUAUUCUGUUCUUCCGAAUAUACAAUAAUCCUCAAUAUCACCUGAAUAUCUCAUAAUGGCGUCUAAGUUCUGGCCCAAAGGUGGCCUUCCAGGUAUCCUACAUCAUUACGUGUGUAUAUAUUCUGUCUACUGUAUGAUUUCAGACAUGGAACUAACAAAUACAUAGACCGAGACCCUCGUAACAUUCGAGUAUACAUCCGGAAGCAUCCCCAAACCUCAUAGUCUUCUCUUCAUCGGAGGACUAGGAGAUGGUCUCGCAACCACAUCAUUCAUGGCUGAUAUAGCCACAGCCUUGCAACCAACCACCUGGUCUCUCUUUUCCCUCAAUCUCUCAUCAUCUUACGCUCAAUGGGGAACAUCACAUCUCGACCGCGAUUCAGACGAAAUAGCAGAAUGUCUCCACUACAUCCAAGAAUACAAGAACUCCAAAUAUCCGAACAGCAAAACCGUACUAAUGGGUCAUUCGACCGGUUCCCAACUCGUGCUCCACUAUCUCCAUAAACCCAAUCCUCACACCACCACCCCAAUCUUUGAUCCCCAUCUCAAACAUGUCACGCGUCCGAUCCUCGACGGUGCAAUCAUGCAAGCACCAAUUUCAGACCGCGAAGCCAUUCAAUCCGUCCUACGAGAUGGACUUGGAAAAAGACCUUCAAGUGAAUGUCAAGCCGCAUUUCGACAAAUCCAAGAAAUAGCCAAAGAUGCAGCCAAACGCGAUCAAUCUAUCGAUAUCAUUCUCCCCAUGUCCCUGACCUCUCAAAUCGGCUACGGUAACACACCAAUUAGCUGUCGACGCUUCAUGAGUCUCGCCAGUCCCAAAAGUCCCCAGCAGCCUGAGGAAGAUGAUUUAUUCAGCUCAGAUCUGAGUGAUGAGCAAUUGGCGAAAACUUUCGGGAUGAUUAAAGAGAGGGGUUUGUUGAGAGACAAAUUGGUUAUUUUUUAUUCUGGGGCGGAUCAGGCGGUGCCGGAUUGGGUGGAUAAGGAAAAAUUGCUGAGGAGGUGGAAGGAUGCUGCGGAUCAUGGGGGGAGGGAGAGUGUUUGGGAUGAUGAAUUUACGGCUAUUAUUCCAGGGGCGAGUCAUGCGUUGAGUAAUGAUGAUCAGGCGGGUCCGAGGAAAAUUUUGUGUGAGAGGUUGAUGGGGUAUGUUAGGAGGAUUGAGCAAAAGUAGGGCUUGGGAUUUGCAUAUAAUGCUUUGUUUGUCUGAGUCAUAGAUGCGACCUAGAAACAAUCUAUCCAUGCAAAUUAUCUUCGGUCCUUGCAUUUUUCUUCAGUAUUGAGCACUGAUGGAUUAUUGUGACUUAUAUUCCAUGGAUAAUCAUGAGCUACCAGCGUAGCAAACUCAAGACACACUUCGAUGACUUUCAGGUCGAUAGAGAUAAGUCCUAGAGGCCUAAAAAUGUUCAUUCGGUCAAAAUCAUCAUAAAAUCAUAGUAGAA
Sclerotinia trifoliorum is the source of this 1632-nucleotide messenger RNA. NCBI's taxonomy places the organism in Eukaryota, Fungi, Ascomycota, Leotiomycetes, Helotiales, Sclerotiniaceae. The record is from the annotation of a GenBank genome assembly.